Molecule: messenger RNA, 28428 nt
Organism: Podarcis lilfordi (Lilford's wall lizard)
Lineage: Eukaryota; Metazoa; Chordata; Lepidosauria; Squamata; Lacertidae
Source: the annotation of a GenBank genome assembly
GAGUGUGGGCGAGGGCGCCUGCCUCUGCAGGGUCUCCCCUGGUGGGAGGCUCUGCUGGUUUCCCAGACGCGCAUGGAAGCAGCCCGGGCUUGCCUGGAGAGGCGGCCCUGGACGUCCAGGGCAACCUGAAGACAGAGGCCGUGACGUCGCGGGCCGCCUCGCACCUUUGCUCUGCCUGCGCGCGAGUCUCGCUCUCCGGACACAGUCAGUGGCGAAGCAGCUGGGAAAGGAGCGUGUUAAUCCUCCGCGCAUCUCCUAUCUGCCCAGCAGCGGGGCGGGGUCGGGGCCAACCAGGGCGUCUCCCGCUCCACUCCCUGGCCGAGUCGAAAGAAAGAAAGCGGGGCGGGGCGAGGGGAAAGAGGGAGGAGGGAGAGAGAGAGAAAAGGAAACUUAAUUAAAGGUGCUCGCUCAGAAGAGCCGCUGAGGUAAACUCACCUCCCUUCGCCUCGCCCCACACCCUCGCUCGGAGGCAAAUCCUCCAGCGGACGGGAGGAGACUUGAGUUAACAGAAGAAGGACAAAAAAAAAUAAAAAAAAAUCACCCGAGUAGGAGAAAACAACCGUCUCCGCCUCUCUGCUGAUCCACUAUCGCUGCUGCCGCCACCACCCUUGCAGCUCCUGCUGUGGAGACAGGCGGGUCGCCUCAGACUCACCUGGUCUCUCGUCCAGCGCGCGCGCGCCGCCGUUUCCGCUGGUCUCUUUUUCCCGCCGAGCCCACCUUCACUCGCUCGCGCGCGCGCGCGACCCCAAUCCGGCUGCAGCAUGGCCCCGCUAGCGAGAGCGCGGCGCAGGGGGGGCUGGUGGACGGACGCCGGCCUCCGGGUCUUCGUCGGCCUGCUGGUGAGUAGUAGUAGUAGGAGUCGCGCCUUGUGGAGCGGGAGAAGGGAGGCAGAGGGUGGGCUGAAGGGAGAGAGGCGCGGGAAGUCUGGGCGGCGGCGACAGGUAACGGCGCCGAAGUGGGAACUUGCGGGGCGAAGUUGGUUGGGUUCGGCCUGGCGGACGUGCCGCGGGGCUCUUGGGCGGGAGGCGCUGCUGUGGCGGGGAGGAGCGGGGGGGGGGCAGCGCCCACCUGGAUUUUCCAGGGACGCCUCUUCGGAAGAAACAAAAAGCCGGACUCUUUAUGCUAUUUGCGCACACGGAAAAGUAAUUUUUCGUUCUUAGGCUUUCGAAAGCGGCUCGAAGCUGGGAGAAGCUUCCCCUCCCCAGAUUCCGACUUGCAGAUUCGCAGAGAGAGAGAAAAUGGGUGGGGGGUUCUCGUAGGAGUUGCGAAACUCUGAAGUUUUGAAAAGUGGGAAUGGGGAGACUUCAUUGUGCUGUGGCGAGGAGAGAAAAUGCAUGGACUCCUUUAAAAAAGGAGAGACGCGUUUACUCGGAAGUGAGCUCAGUUUUUUUCCAAGUAGCUUUUUUUUUUCACACGGUGACUUCAGGGGCGUUCAGGGUGGCAGUUUCGUCCUGGAAUUUGCUGUGGGGUUUUUUGGGGGGUGGGGAGAGUUAGGAUCCGAUGGAAUAUACCGUGGGACAGGCUUCUUAAAAUCGGCGACGCGCCUUGGCUAAGUGGCGUUUGUGUGCUCUGCGGGUUUCGCCCUGCCCUUAUUAACUCGCGCCUUUGAUCUGCCUUAGUCUUCCCCGGGAUGGUUCCCACUUUGAAAAGGAAAUGUGCUGGUUUAGAAUUAACGGCAUGCUUAUUAUACCUGUUUAAUCUGCGUGCUUACAUAUCAGUAUUAGACUUGGGAAUAUAUUUGCCUGGAAGAGGUCCUGAAGUGGGGGCAAAACACUCUAGAGGCACAGGAAAUUCAGGACCUCUUCUUCCUAAUUUCUCUGCUGUAUUUGAAACGGAUUAUUUGAGACUGGGAGGAGGCGACUUUUAGGUUGCUUUUCUUUUUUAUUAUGUACAGUGGUACCUCGGGUUAUAUACGCUUCAGGUUACAGACUCCGCUAACCCAGAAAUAUUGCUUUAGGUUAAGAACUUUGCUUCAGGAUGAGAACAGAUGCUGCUCACGCAGCAGCAGCAGCAGGAGGCCCCAUUAGCUAAAGUGGUGCUUCAGGUUAAGAAUAGUUUCAGGUUAAGUACGGACCUCCGGAACGAAUUAAGUACUUAACCCGAGGUACCACUGUAUUUUGUGUUUUCAUAUUGUGAUUUUAUGUUGUAACUGCCCUGAGACCUGCAGGUAUAGGGCGGUAUACAGAUUUAAUAAAAAAUAACAAUUUUCUAGCCAUUUGCUAUCAGUAAACUAUUGUUGUUCUCUGAGUUUGGCUUCUGUAGCCAAUGGGUUUAUGUUUACCAGAAAAGCUGUAAGCAAAUAGGAGAUUGGAAAUAUUUUCCCCCCUUGUCAGUCUUGUAGGAAAUAACAGCUGCGGUACACUCUUAUUGCAGUGAAUUUGAUUUGCAUGUUUCAAAUAAUAAUUCUAAGGUUGCAUCUAAGAACAUAAGAGCUCUGUUGGAUCAGGCCAAUGUCCCCUUCUAGUUCUCACAGUGGCCAACCAGAUGCACCUAUGGGAAACCCACAAGCAGGACAUGAAACAGUACCCUGCUCCCCAGAUGGUGGUGUCAGAUAUCAUCCAAUGCUGAAGGAGCACACGGAAAUCAUGACUAGAAGACAUUGAUGGGUAUAGCCUUCUUGAAUUUGUCCAAUUCCCCUUUAAAGCUGUCCAAAGUGCUGGCUGCCUAGUAGAAAAAAAGAAGCUUAUAUAAAUUACCAACCCUUUGUCAAAUACAGACAAUGGGUUGGGUCCAGAUUUAGUCAUGCUGGGAGUAGACCCACUGAAAUAAAAGCCACGGCUAUCUUGUCCCCUUGGUUUCAAUAGGCCUGCUUUGCCUGUAUGCUUGUCUGGAUCCAACCCACAAAUGGGGAACAUGAUUAACAGUGUGAACAUCCUUUUUAAAAUUUAUAAAAACUAGCGAUUGUGCAGACAUAGACAUGUUAGUUGAAAUUUGAGCUUCUAAUCCUUUGUAAGCAAUAGUCCAGUUAAUAUGAAUAGGCUCAUUUACACAGCCCAGAGUCUCUAUAUCAGUUUUAGUUUAAGAAAUGUACCUUACUUUAAAAUAAUCUUCCUUUGUCCAGUAUCAUGCUAGACUUAUGAAAAACACUGGGCUUCCUUUGUUACUGAGAUCUUUAUAGACCCCAUAGCCUUUCUGUGGCUCCCAGUACCUUACUGUAUUGAGUUACUGAUCGGAAUUUUCUCUCACAAUUGUUUGUAUCAUUCCUUAACAUCAAAAAAAUUGGAGUAAUGACUGUAGUCAUGUGCACAUUUGCUUCAGACUAAGUCCCACUCUGGAUUAUUUUUGAUAUCUUUAAAAACUAAUUAAAUCAACAUUCUAAUUUAUUUCAAAGCCGUCAACCUAAUUCUGUAAUCCAUACAAAAGCACAACCAGAGUGCUGCUCAGAUUCAUUUUGAGAGCCUGCACGUUUACCAGAUUUUCGUUUCAAGACGCAAAUAGUUCACUUGCGCCUUGGCUUCAAUACAUUAAUAAUAAUAUAACUAUUAAUUGGUGGCUCUUCUAGCUUGCCAUUUGUGGCCAGAAAUAGCAAGUAAUUUAAUUUCCUAAUUGAUUGGUUUUACUUCCCCUUCAAUGGACUUUUCCUGCUUUUUUUUUUUUUAAGUGUCCUCUGCUACUGAUGGUAUUCAAUCUGCACUUUAGCCUUUACAGCAUUAAUUUCAUUAUUUAUUUUUGGAAUGUCUAAUGUAUAGUAACUGCUUACACUCACUCCUAUUCUAUGUGAAUUAGUUGACAGUGUAUCAAAUUGACUUCCAUGGAACCCACUUGUUUCAAUUAAUAUUGCAGUAUAGAGAAACUUGCACUCUUCCAUCUAAGUACUUCACAAUUAUAGAUACAGUAUUACUUAUAAGGCCUGCUGAUAUAAUUGUACCUUGUUUUCAAACAAGGUGUUUAGGAACAGGAUGUUUAAUAUGUUUGAAUCCCAUUGAAAUCAUAAGAUUUAUACAUACCACCCAAGUCCCGUUUUUAUAAUGCUUUCAUUGUGACACAAUACUUUAAAAUAAAUAAAGCCUAUCUUACUGAACAGAAUUCCAUUGUUCUAAAAUGCAAACACUUCAGAAAAAGUUUGCUAUCUUUUUUUGGAUGAAAAUAGGAACUUCACAAAUAAAACAAUGAGUUAAAGUAUUUGAUUUACAAAACAGAGCUCUGUAAAUCCCAUCCCUGGCACUGGUAAUUCUGUGAAUGUUUAGAAUGUUUGUAUGUGUUUAAACCAGUUUGAAAGUGUGCUGAAUGUGUUACCUGAAUUGUAAUAUACAAAUAAAAUCUGCAAAGUGAUUUUUAGACUGCAAUCCUACUAUACACACCUCUGAGUAAAUCCCAUGGAAUUCAGUAGGACUUCCUUCUAAAAGGCCAUGCAUAGAAGCACACGGCUAUUUUCUCUCUUAUUCUUAAUGUUCUUUAAACAUAGCUAGGAAGAAUGGAACUGUGCUGCAUAUAUGAAACACUUGAUUCUCAAAUUGACAUGAAUUGCUUUCAGUAAGACAACUCUACACUAACUUUAACUGGUUAUUGUUUGGUGUGACGUAUUCUCUUCGACUUACUCAUACUGAAUUUAUUAACACUCCUGUAAUUCCAAGACCAUUUGUAGUGCCUUUAACAAUCUUUUGCAACAGUCAUAAACCCACUUAGUCCAGAGUAGAAAUAAUGAAGCAACGUGACGUCAUUAGACUUUUGUAAAAGUAUAAGACAGUAAUGGAAAACUGGAAUGCGGGGAAAAUGUCAACUCUUUUGUUCUUAAAAACUUUAAUCCAUUUUACAUUUAAAUUGGUAAUUGGUCUUAAAUCUACAUACUAUUUUCCUGGGCACUUUUGUUAGAAACCCAAUAAUACCUUUUAAUUACCUCACUUUCACUUUCUUGCUGCUUGAUAAAGGAGUGCUCCUAAUUUGUAUUCUGUUGCAUCCCUCCUUCCCACGCCCAAAUACUAGUACAGUGGUACCUCGGGUUAAGUACAUAAUUCGUUCCAGAGGUUCAUUCUUAACCUGAAACUGUUCUUAACCUGAAGCAGCACUUUAGCUAAUGGGGCCUCCCCCUGCCGCCGCACCGUUGGAGCACAAUUUCUGUUCUCAUCCUGAAGCAAAGUUCUUAACACGAGGUACUAUUUCUGGGUUAGCGGAGUCUGUAACCUGAAGCGUAAGUAACCCGAGGUACCACUGUAGUUCCAUGUGAAUUACCAUUAUUUAUAAUUUGCCCUGAGCACCAUGGAAGGAUGGGGUAAAAAUCUAAAUAAUAAUAAUAAUAAUAAUAAUAAUAAUAACCAUAAUUGUACAUAUAGAUAAAUCUACUGCAGCAGCAGAUACAUUUGAUACUCUGUGAUUGUGACUCUGUAGGUGUUCAAUUUAUCAAGUAGUCUCCUUUUAUGCCUCUGUUAUCAGAUUCUGUUAUAUCUGCCAUUUUAUUAUUAUUAAUUUAUUAUCUUUUUAUGUCUCUAUUAUAUGGUCCCAGGGAAGGUCACAACAAUUUAAAACACAACAUUAAAAAUAGUUUUAAAACAAAGUACAAUCACAGUGUUUCUCAAUUUGGUCUUAUGGACUUAAUACAACAUGAUGCUUAACAGCUUUCCUACAGAGGGCAAAGUCACUAUGGAGAGGAACCAUGAGAGUAAUGCUUCUGUGUUAAACGGUAGACUGAAAAAUGUCCCAACAGGUGAAGAUUUAUUUCCUCGAGCCCCAUGUGCUGGCUCCCUCCAAAGCUUCUCCUAGCCAUGUAGCAAUGGCACAAUCCUCAGGCACUGAAGAGGUUGCAGUGGAAUCUGUUCCUUAUCAAAUGAAAUCUCCGCUUGAAAAGAAUGAUAUGCUCAGAGAUGCGUCUAGUAACGCCAAACCUUUCAUUAGUUGCUCCAGUAAAGCAAUGUCUACUGAUGUCAAAAUAAUAAGAAGAGGAGAGGAAUAAUUGAAAACAUUUAUUUGUGUGUGUGUUUUUUUGGAGACUCCUUGAUUUAGGGGAUCAGCUGAUUCCAGUGAAAGGUGAGGGUUCCAAUAUUAGGAAUUGCCAGGGCCGUUAGCCUCAAAGCUAUUAGGAAUAAAUUUCUGAAAACUUCUGGGCGCUGUAUUCAUAGGUUCCCCAUCGGUAUCAUAAUGGAAAGGAUCUUAGAACGUGUGUUUUCUUAACUACCAAGCUGAAUUAUUGCCUGUUGAACAUAGGGCAGAAGCUUCUUCAAUUUGUAUUUACAUAUAUAUACGGUAUAUGAGCCAAUGAGCCCUUCUUACUGUAAGUGGCACCACAUUCAUCUGAUAACAUGGCGGUAGGGCUGGAUGACAACUGCCUCAAGAUGGGUUUGAUCUGCUGCUGACCCUCUAUAACCAGAUCAUGUGUAUCUAGAUUUGUUAUAUAUAGACUAUCACCAAAGUACCUCCUUUGAAGCGUGGUUUAAAUCCUAAGAGCCUAGUAUAUCCACCUGUUGCUUUGACAUGUCGUGUUUGCAAGCUUCUGAAAUGCAUGAUCAGCAUUCAUGAACCCAACAACAUACUGGCAAAUACGCAAUAUAGUUUCUGCAGACACUUAUCACCUGAUUAAGCUGGAAAUCAGAUCAACUGAUAGUUCACUUAAAAAGAAGAAGGAAAGGCUUAUGAAAUAUGAAAUCAUCAGAAAGUCUUAUAAUUUUGGAUUAAGAAGCAAUCUCCUCAUCUUCAUACAGAUCCUUUUGAGGAAAUGUGCAUUCCAGGUUCACGUUAGUUUUGACUUUCAAGUGGGAGAAAAGUGACCCUCAAGGUAGUGUUCAGUGUGUUUGUCUUCUCUGUAAAGAUUUGUUGCAGUGUGAUAUAUCAUAUAGCAUGCAGUUGCCUUUAUGCAGGUAAUUUCCAGAUGUUCUUUAGGUCCUUUGUUACAUGGCUUAAUGAAAGAUAACAACAACAAGCUUUCCGCUCUCACUCUCUCUAUAUAUUGGUGUAUACCAAUCAGCUGUACUUUGUGACUAUACCUUUAUCAAACAAAAAUAAUUUGUUUGUACUUUUGCUGAAGGUGUAGCUUACAUCCUUGAAAUUCCUAGUAGUUUCAUUCCUAGUAGUUUCAGAGUGUAUGUAUCUAGGGUUGAACAAGAAGCUCACACUCUUAUUGCACAUUAACUUCCUAAAGGUGUUAUACAUGAAGGCACUGAAUGUCCUGUUUUGCAUUCUUCAACCACUUCAGGAACAGACUGCACUUAUAUACUGCAAAUCUACAGGGUGUUGAUCUACUCCAGACUAGAUUUGGGGCUCCAUAAUGUACAGUUCUGCAAAGCUGUUUGCACUGAAGAAACUAUAUCCUGCUUAUUGGGGAAUUAAAUUGAGCAUUGGAGCAUAUUACACCUCAACUCCUUAUAGCCUUGGUACAGACUAUAUGCAACAAUUUGUGGAACGUUUUGAAAUCUCAUUGAUUCCCACAUAUCUCUGAACUAAUUCCCAUGGUUAAUUCCAGCCACAGGCUCAUUCAGCUAUAGCUUACAUCUGUUAUUUUUUUGUCUUUUUUCCCAUUUGAAGACUGCCUAGAGAAAUGUCAUGUUGUUUUUGCUGGGUUCCUGGGCAUGCUGGAAUUAAAUUUGGUUGCCCAAGCUGCCAAGAUGGCAACUCACCUUGCAACUAAGAUUCCCAUUUAGUGAUUCUCCCUCCCCCAAGCUAAAUCAAUGGUACAGUGCCAAGAGCUGUGAGACAGUUGGAACAACAGACAUUGAAUUCAAAAUCAGUAUUCCCAUCAUAAAUACUUCCCUAAAAGAGCACUUCUCAAGAAUUGCAUGUCAUUAACAUUCCAGCAGUUCCUUCUGAAGAGAGAGGGCCUAAUAGUGUUGGUGCUUUGCAGCACUUCCCUCUGUCAAAUACCUUUUUAUCUGCUUGUCAAAACUGUAUCUAAAUCCAGCCAUCUGAUUGGCACCACAUGAGCCUAACUUCAUUUUCUGGGUGAAUACAUUAAUUAAUGUGUCAAUUUUCUGGUUUGCUGCCAUUUUCCUCUGGUUUGCUGACCAGAAGAUGCUUUAUCAACAGAACAUAACCUUAUAGAUGGCUUACUGAAAUGCAUCUUGUGCACAUAACAGUGCAAUAUGGCCUAGAUGUUGUUGCAUCAAAAUAAUCUCAAAUCCUUCCUCAUAUUGACAUCAAAUAGUAUGAAGGCUUGUCAACCAUUCUUAAUGGGGAAACCUGGAAAUGUAUAUGUGCAAAUUUCAGUCAUAUUAAGGAAUAUUACAAUCUAAUUCAUGGAUAAGGUUAGAUCACUAUGCUAUAUUUCGGCCUAUUGUUUAUAGUUCUGUAUAUACAAAAAUAACAAAAAAUAAUAAUGUGAUUCUUUUACUCCUCAGGUACUAAGUUUAUUUUGUGAAGCUAGCAAGAAAGUGACUUUUAAUGUGCCUUCCAAACUAGAAGCAGGAACAUUAAUUGGCAGAUGUGAGUAACAAUUACUAGAGCCUCUUUCUGUUGCUUUCACAAUGAUGUUCUGUUUUCUUCUCCCUGCAACCCAUCUCAUAUUUAUAGCACACUCCAAUGCACAUUAUUUUGGAAGCCUAUCUGUGUUCAGUGGGGCUUAUGCUUAGUUACAGUAUAGCAUAAGCUUACAACUUCAAUCCUGGACACACUUAAUGGGCAGCAAGCCCCAACUGAAUGGGGUUCCUUCAAUCCUGGACACACUUAAUGGGCAGCAUACCCCAACUGAAUGGGGUUCCUUUCAGAUAAAUAUGCAUUGGAUUGUGCUGCUAUGCUGAAAUCUUAUGGUCCUUAGGAGGGUGCCCAUGGGGUCAUAGGAAACAUUGGAUCUCGCUUUCUGAAGGCAGAGAGAGUGCUCUGACCUUGGAGAAGGAGAUCAGAUGCUAGAUUCCCCCACCCACACCACUGUGAAAACUUCAUUGACUCAGUGUCAGGGCUCAGACAUCAGUGGAGCCAGAAAGGGUGGUGGUGUAAGGGGUAGACAAGUAGAAGUAUUGAACCUGAAGGAUCACAUGCAUUUCUGCUCUCCUGACAUGCCCCCUAAGCAUACUAAACACCCCCUGCCCUAAACCCAUCCCCAGAAAAUGACAGAGGAGUGCAAGAGGGCUCCUCUGCCCUUACAGUUGAAGCAGAUGAACUGCCUCUAGUUGUGCUGCACUCUGCCACGCCUUAGGCAGCCUGGGAUAUGUAUUUCAUUAUUGAUUGUAAAUAAAGCUUGCUUUUGAAUCUAUAACCAACAAAACUACUAAAUAAGUUUUUGGAUUUUGCAUCUCAUUCUCAUCUGUAACCAGUUUAUUUAUCCAUUCGCUUAUUCGCUAUUUGUUCAUUUAAUUGUUCUUAGUUUGAGUCAUAGCCUUUUCCCCCAGUUGUGAAGGCUGUGGGUGGAUAAGAUCGACUUAUUAGAUUCAUACUAGAGUGUCAUGAUCAUGCUCUAGAAACUUUACCCUGACACUGCAACUAUGUACAAAUUUUAAAAUUGUAAGCAUGCAAAUAUAAAUUUAGGACAUGAAAUUGGGAGUUGUUCUUUGCUGCUUUGUUUCUUGGUUUACAGUUUUUACUGUUUUUGUUUUACAGUAAAUCUGAGACAGUAUCUUAGGACAUCUGACCUGAUCAGUUCAAGUGAUCCUGAUUUUAUAGUACUAGAAGAUGGUUCUGUAUAUACAACAAAUGCUGUUUCUUUGUCUUCUGAGAAGAAAGCUUUUACCAUAUCGCUUAAUGACUUGCAAGGUCAUCUGCAAAAGAAAAUACAUGUCAAUUUGCUAUCACAUCCAAAAAAGGUAAGUGACAUGCAAUUUUUUUUUAGAUCAAAGUACAUUUCAGUUAUCUUCCUCGUUAGGCAAAUAUAGAUGUUAUAGGUACUGAAAAAGAGGUGGGGUUUUAGGGUGGGGAGAAGUAAUGCUUGACAUGACAGAACUGCACUGAAAGUUUCCUUGCCCCUGCAAGCAAACUUCAGCCACUGAAAAAGAGUGAGAACAUUAUGAUUAUGUCAUAUAUACAUUCCAGUAUGGAUGAGAGAGAAGGAGGAUACAUAAUUCUGCUUCUUUUGACAGCAGCUUUGCAGUUCCUGUAAUGUCUGUUUUUGGCCUUAAUUGACUGUCAACAGAACAUUUGAUUUAGCAUAUAACUUAAGCUCUCACUUCAGGUAAAGAGGAGGGCUGAAUCUGUCUCUUUAUUGCCCAGUUAAAACUGAUGUAGCAAAAAAGGAAUUAUCUUCAUCAAGGACAUUAGAAUUCCAAAAACACACACAAACAUAAUGAAAAUAGAGGCAUGAAAAACUGAAAACAGUUAUGCAGGGUUGAAGUACUCAAAAAUCACCAUACCAGAAUGUUAUAGCAAUUCAUGGAGAAAAAGAUGGAUACCAUGGUGAAAUGCUGGAGAAUGUUAAUAGGAACAACACAGUAUAGGAGAAUGGAAAAAGUAAGGAAUUACUAGAAUAUAUUACUAAUGUUUGUUUCUAUUUCCUGAACACAGGCUCAUAAAACAGGAGAGACUGUUCUUAGACGAACUAAACGAAGAUGGAGUCCUCUUCCAACCCUAAUAAUGGAAAACUCACUAGGACCUUUCCCAAUGCAAAUUCAGCAGGUAACGUUUAAUAAACCAGUCUGAUUACACUCUACGCUCUAGCAAAUGUGUUUUAUGAAUAAGAUGAGUAGAAGAAACCUAUGUAAGUUAUGAUCUUAGGAUAAUUCUAAUGACUUUUUGAGAAGCCUUGAACAUGAAAAAGGAAACAUCAAUGAUAUCAAUACUGUUAAUGACUAAGUAGUUGCUGGAGAGUAAUUUGUACCAGAUAGAGUGAUCCUAAGCACACUUGAAAAUCAGUUCUAUUAAAACAGGACUUACCGCCUCAGUGUGAUUAUGAUCUCACAGCCUAAACAGUGUGUACUAAAUUACAUUCCUGUAUAAAUGGUGAAGGAUUUUAAAUGAACAAAUAUUUGUCAUGUUCUUCAGGAGUCUGAACUAACUUUGGUACCAGAAAAUUAAGAGACAAAUUGAUACUUUAAUUCUGAGAUACUAGCUAUAGUAUGAUGACUUACGUUUUUCUGUUUCAUACAUCAUUCUCUUUAUACAGCUGUCUUCUGAUACAGCCCAAAAAUACAACAUCACAUAUUCUAUAAGUGGUCGUGGAGUCGACCAACCACCACUAAAUUAUUUUUAUAUUGAGAGGGAAACAGGAAAUCUCUUUGUUACUGUCCCAAUAGAUCGGGAAGAGUAUCCAGAAUUUGAGGUAAGAAUGCAAACUUUGUCAGUUGUAACAAUUAUAAUAUGAAGCCAAAUGUGUUGUAAGUAUAAAAUGAUGUGUUUUAAACAAUGGAUCAGUAGUGUUCAUUGACACUUUGUUCAUUUUGAGUAUUUGAAUUGGAAUGGUAGGAUCUGCAACCUUGUUCUGCUUUUACUAAGCAAAGCUUUUUCUGAGAUACUGAAUAGAACUUUAUCUGAUAGAUGUUAAUGAUGGAGAAGUUUGACAGGGGAGAAGAAUGUAUAAAGUAAAAAGUUUGGAUGUCUUUCUGAUGAAACACAGAAAUGUACUUGAGUUUAAGAAUUCUACAGAAAUAUGGCUAUUGGUAAAAUGGAAAUUGUAAACCUGUCAGUCUUUCACUGUUAAAGUAUAAGAAACGUAAAACAUUGCAAGUUCUUGUGUUUGUUCAGAAGCAAAUAGCAAUUCAUUACAAUAAAACCAAUUAUCCUUACGUAGGUAGCUACUAAAAGUGUUCCCUCUUUUUUUUACAGAUAAUUUGCAAUGCAAGGACAUUAGAUGGCUAUACUCCAGAGGUACCACUUAGACAUGUAAUCCGAAUUGAGGAUGAUAAUGACAACCCACCAAUGUUUGACCCAGUUACUUGGGCUUUUAAUGUUGUAGAAAACUGCAGAGCUGGUAAGCAGCUAGAAAUUUUAUAAUAUCAUUUCAAUUACUUUUAUCCAAUGAGUGAAAUCUAAUGGUGCCCUUCCACCAGUGGAAUGAACCUUCACAUGUGCAACAUGACACACUCUCUUUCCCCUCCUCUGUGUGCUCCCAAAAUCUUUGCUGAAGGAUUGGCAAACCAUCUGGAGCAGAUGGGGGAGCAGUAAAGAGGAAGGGGAAAAAAAAAGGAAAACCUGGAUGUAUAGUCAGACAUCUAUUUGCCUGUCAUUGAAUGUGGCCCAGUGUUAAGAUCUUUAAUCUUCUUACUUGGAUGUUAUAUAAUGGCAGAUGUUAAGCCAGUGUAGGUUAAUAUUAAUUUGUUUUACUAUACUGUGUCGGAUUUAAAAGUAUUGACUGCACCAUCCCCUUGGAAUGGGGCAGGUUAGUAAUCUAAUAAAUAAAUGCAUGGGCAAACACACAAAUACAUACAAUUUCACUAAUUAUGCAUGAAUGUGCCAUAUUAUUAUUAUAUUGAGCAUUGAUAUAUAUGAACAUACACCAAGUCAAAUGACUAGCCCAUCUAGUCCAGAAUUGUCUAGGGACUGAGGCAGAAAUCUUUCUCAUCACCUGCUCCCUGAUCAUUUAACUGGCGGUGCCUGUGAUUGAACCUGGGAGUCAGGACCUUCUGCUUUCAAAAUAUGCAUUACCACUGAGCUAUAAUCCUUCCCAUCACAUUUUUCAAAAGCUUUCAGAUUAGACCAUGUAUUUGCAUCCAUAUUCAUUUCAAUGACUCUUGAUAGAAAUGCUAGUCAGAUUUAUAACUGGUCUGUCCAGUUUGAAGAGUGUUUUCAUUUAUCUGUGUAUGUUUGUAACUGGGUAAACCUUUGCUCCAAAAUAGUAAAGAUAUUAUUUUCUAUGUAGAAUAAAAGUUGUAUCUCAUCAAAACAUGUUUUCAUCAUUCAGCAUUUAACUGCUGCUUAUGAAGACAGGGAUAAAUGUUAGACGGUCAUUAACAUAAUGAAUGUAACACGAACAGCAUCAGUGAGAAGAUCUGCGCCUACUGUACGCCUAGAAUAUCGUUUGACAGCAGCAAUUGCGCACAUGCUUAUUCGGUGCAAUUUCAUGUAAUUGCUAACUUAACAAAUUUCCAUAGGUAUACAUGGGGAGCAAGUGAUUGUAAGACCACUUUUUAGACAUCGGCCUGCAUAGAUUUAUCAGAAUAUGAUAAAUAUGAAACCUAGAUUAUUUUCUUAGGCAAUUUCCUCCAUUAGGAAUCUCUGUGAUUCAAAAUCUGUAGAUCAUUACAAAUAUAUAUAGUUAACUGAAAGCUCAGAAUUACUUCUUUUAAAAAAUCACGUAAAAAGUGCAGGGCUUCUUCAUCUACUGCUGCAUAUCUUCUGUUCAUUUCACCAGGGCUUGGGCUGGAAUCCCUUGCAUUAACCCAGGCAUAGGCAAACUCGGCCCUCCAGAUGUUUUGGGACUACAACUCCCAUCACCCCUAGCUAACAGGAGUCCCAAAACAUCUGGAGGGCCGAGUUUGCCUAGGCCUGCACUAACCCAAAUGAAGUAAGGAGAGGUUUCAAAGCAAAGCAGCAGUCCAUAAGCUUUAUUAAGGCUGAAGUUAACAACCAUGUAUUGUAUUUUCUUUUCGAGUACUUUAGGCAGGGGUUGCGUGUGUGCUGUAUUAUUAGGCUAGAUCUCCAAUGAUAAUUUGAUCAGUAUUUUAUAGUAUAAUCUUAAAAAUGUUACAAUGGUAAUCUGUGUAUGCAGGUACCGUGGUUGGACAAAUAACUGCAACAGACAGAGAUGAACCUGGUACACUGCACACUAAACUGAAAUACAGAAUUGUGGGCCAGAAUCCUAUACCGCUUCAAGGUUCCUAUACGUUCACUAUACAUCCAGAUACAGGUUCUAUUACUGUGGCAUAUCCAGUUCUGGACAGAGAGGUAAUUUUAUUGAAAGUCUAAUGUUGUUAUUUAGCAUUAUGCCUAUGAGUAAGACAUAAUUUGACGGGGAGGUGGGGAGAGGACGCAUGAAUCUCUGGGAAAUUUAUAGUUUGCUUGCUUGACAAACUCAUUAUUUUGUUGUUGUCGUAGACACCUCCCUUCUCUAAAUCCUAUGUAGAAAAGAGAGUUUGUGUUAGUGGCAGGUUGUUGCAGGAAAUACAAGCUGCUGCUUAGUCCUGCAAAAAUACAACAGAAAGGGAGGUGACCUAUCUUGUCUUUCAUCAACGGGGAAAAAGGGAGAGGUUCUCUCUCUUUCCAUCACUUUUUUGCAGGAAGCAGCAGUGAGAAUGAGAGAAAGGGUACUUGAUGGACUUCUGCAUAAGAAGCCUUAAAAGCAUUUGUUUAGCUAGGAACUCUGGUGGUUCCCUCUGGUGAAGUUCUGGUGGUUUCCUCACUGCGAGAAGUGAAGUUACAGGGAACCAUGCAGGGCCUUCUUGGCAGUGGUGCCCACCCUGUGGAACACCCUCCCAUCAGAUGUCAAGGAGCUAAAGUACUACACAACUUUUGGAAGACAUUUGAAGGCAGCCAUGUAUCAGGAAGUUUUUAAUGUUUGACGUUUUACUAUGUUUUUAUAUGUGCUGUAAGCUGCCCAGAGUGGCUGGAGAAACCCAGUUAGAUGGACAGGGUAUAAAGAUUAUUGUUAUUAUUAUUAUUAUUAUUAUUAUUAUUACUACUACAAUAUGACUAAAGAAAGUCAGUAUUAAGAGGAUAUUGUGUUCCAUUGGCCUUCCCCUCCCAUUACUGUGUUUAUAUUGGACUAUAUUCAUAUACUGUUUGCUGUGUUCUUUUUCAGAAAAUAACGACAUACACAAUACUGGUAGAAGCAAGAGAUAUGGGAGGUCAGCCCUUUGGUUUGUGCAAUACUGCAACAGUUGUAAUUGAAGUUGAUGAUGCAAAUGAUCAUGCACCCAUGUGUGAGCACAGCAUGGUAUGUUUGCUGUCUUCACACUUCUUAGAACAUUACUCUUCAUUUUAAGAUCUUCUGCAUUCUCUCUCUUUUCUUUUGUUUUUGUCAUUUGCAUGAGUUUCAUAAUUAUGUGUCCAAGCCUGCAGCUUUUAACUCUAUUCUGAUUGCAUCAGCCCUGGUUAAGAAGCUGGACUCUGUUUCCUUAUCAAUAAGAAGGAUAAAGACACACACUUUGUUUCAGUUGCUGGCAGAGAUUUAAUCUCAUCAUUGCAUUAUAUCUUAAGCAUUAAUAUUUUAAGGCUAUAAUUUAUCAACCCAUAGCAAUUUGCAAAAACAUAUAUGACAGCAUAUGCAUAGAAAACUAUGUUGUGGUGACCAUAUGGUUUUGAAACAAAUUUCUGAAAAUCUUGUUCAUUUCAGUAUGAAGCAUAUGUUAGUGAAAACACAGUUGGCGAAAAAGUAAUGGACAUCGGUGUCGUAGACAAAGAUUCACCUGGAACACCUGCUUGGCAUGCUACCUUCAACAUUAUAAAGGGAAAUGAAGAUGGUGCUUUCAAAAUUGUAAAAAAUCCUGAUUCAAAUAUUGGUACACUAUGUGUUGAAAAGGUAAUUACAUUUCACAGCUUUUCUAUAUCCAAUUGAAUAUAGUUUAAUAAGUAUUAUGAUAAUUCCAAUUAUACUGAGCAAUACAGAAGUGGGUAAUAAUUUUCAGCAGAGUUUAACACCUCUGACCUUCUGUGGCAGCACCGAAGUCCCUGAAUUUAAAUUUAUAAUUAUUUCUCAGCAAUGAUUUUCCAAUCUGUAUAUUGAUCACAUAAUGGCUGUGGUUGCAUGACAUGCUAAGCCAAAUCUUGGUUACAGUUAAGAGCAUAAUCACAAGCCCCGGUUCAGAAGACACACUAAGUUAAACCUUGACUUAGCUUAAUGUCGCACAGCAGCAAGAAGUUCUGGGUAGAAACAAAGCAGCUGUGAGCUUCUCUCUGAGAGCCUAGAUGCUUACUUGUUUGUGGUAAGCCAGAGUGGAGCGUCUCCACCCUCAUUGUGCAGCUCAGACAUUGUGGUCCAGCUCGAAGGGCCUUCUGGCAGUUCCUUCAUUACAAGAAGUGAAGUUACAGGGAACUAGGCAGAGGGUCUUCUUGGAAGUGGCGCCCACCCUGUGGAACACCCUCCCAUCAGAUGUCAAACAGAUUACCAACUAUAUGCCUUUUAGAAGACAUCUGAAGGCAGCUCUGUACAGGGAAGUCUUUUUAUUUUUGAGCUUUUUACUAUUUUGUUUGGGAUCCGCCCAGAGUGGCUGGGGCAACCUAGUCAUAUAAGCAUAUUAAAUAAUUAAAUUAUUAUUAUUAUUAUUAUUAUUAUUAUUAUUAUUAUUAUUUAUUUGGUUUAGCAUGUUAUGUGAACCAAGCCAUUGUAGAUGUUUUAUUCUUUUCAUUUUAAAGUAGAUGUGUGGGAAAGUAAGAAACUCACAAUGCAUUUAUGUUACGUAAAACUGUACCAUCAUUCCCAGUGUUCAGGUUUUGAGUGCCAUUGCUUAUGUUGUCAAAAUACCACCACCUCUGUAUAAGAGGGAGGUAUUAACAGGCUUUUCAGAAGCACAAAAUCUUUACAUAAAAUGCUAAGAGAGUGGAUCACAAAAAUACAUUGAAUUUUCCAUAAGGCUCACCAUUGCCACCUAGUGUCACAUUGUAUAUUGCAAUUAAAACACACUUAAAACGUUUUAUUUGCAGCUGUAUAGCUGAGUCCAUGAUGUCAUCCGUGGGAAAAUGGCUUCAUGGACCUAAUUUGGCCUGCAGGCUAUGGGCCCCUUAUGCUUGUUUAAAGGCAAGUGAAAAGGUUCAGGGCCAGAAGUGGGCUUCUGGUCCAGCAGACAAAGAGCCAAUAAAAACCCUUACUUCAUUGACAAACCUAUCUGGGAGGCAGAGACAAUUCACCCACAACUUGCUUCUGAAUAGGGAAUCAUCCCUCCAUAAUUGUCUGUUUUUGCUGUGAAUAUUAGAAAAAUCUUGCAAUUGACACACACAUUUAUUUAUUUACAGGGGCUAGACUACGAAAGAAACAAGGAGAGAAAGUUGGAAAUUGUUGUAAAUAAUGAAGCACCUUAUUUCCUCCCACCAAAUUCAAGAGCAGUUUCUACAAGUACUUGCGUCGUUGUUGUCAAAGUGCGGGAUAUGGACGAAGGCCCUGUAUUUGAUCCUUGUGUAUUUUUUCUGAACAUCAAGGAAUGUUUGCCUGCUGAAACGAUGGUUGGCCAGUACACAGCAAGGGACCCAGAAACUGGAAAUUCUGAAGGCAUAAUGUAUAGUAUUUUGUUGCCUAAUUCAUGUUAUACUAUUAGUGUUAGUAUUAAUACAACCAUCUGAUUCACAGAUGUAGCAGCUGGCAGAGCAGGGUGGGAGCAGGCAGUGCAUUGCUUUCCAAGGGAGAGUUUGCCGCUUAUAACCAGGGGAGAGGGGUGAUGUGGCAAUGAGGUCAGUAGGUGUAAGCUCAAUGGCAGCAGCAUUGGCUUGGCUCUGCCACUGUACCUGCACUGCCCAAACUUCCCUCCUACCUCACCCUCCCCUCUUUGUUAAAAGCAAUGACCUCCAUGUUGGGAAGCCAGGCAAGCAGUGCUGCUCUAUCCCAAUCUGCCAGCUGUUACUAGUGAUGGAUAAACAUUGUUGUACCUCUGUUGUUGCACCACCACACUGGGGGCUUUAUGCACAUUACACAAGCAAACCUUGUUCUGUUACAUAGGAGUACAUGGGGGUACUGGGUUCAUUCUGUGAGUUUUAUGCUGGCCUGAUGGUACUGCCAUCCUUGUGGAGUAUAGCCAGAAAUGUCAGUGGGGAGCAGGUUGGAAGAACUAAGUAUACUCUAAAUUUAUUGGACACCAGCACAGCAGGGAAAUGCUCUGAACUAUAGAAAUGUCUUACGUAUAUACUAAAGACUACUACCUAGUAUGAGGCUGCUUGAGAAUCUAUUGCUGUGUGAUGGUGCAACACAGAGAUUUGUACCAGCUUAUUUAACUGCACCAGGCCUAAAAAGCAUUAAGAUAUAAUAAAGCAUAUAUUUUGGUGUUUGUUUCUAACAGCUGUAUUUAUUCCUAACAGUUAUAGAAUAAUAAAUGAUCCCUGUAACUGGAUCACCAUUGACAACGCAGGUCAGAUCAGAACCACUAGACUCCUAGACAGGGAACAACCACAAAUGCAGCUCUACCAGUGUAACGUAACAGUCUCUGCAACGGACAGGAGUGAGUAUUACAUACUAUAAAUAGACUACAAAGUUCAAUUAAGUAGCCUACAAAACUACUGAAUAUGUAUGUGGCAGAGCAAAUACCACAUCCAAAGCUGUGUUUGCUAGCUUCAGCUGGGGCAGGAAGUGUGUAUAUGCGGGGGAAGCUUUUUCUUCCAUUUAUUCUUUCUCAACCGUUCCUUGACUCCAGUGAGAGAGAGGGAAAUCACACUGCUAGUCCCAGGGCUCAUCAUUUUGGGUCUUGUUUUUCUUUUGCCAGGGGUGGGGCUUAUUUGUUUUUUUUUUUUAUUGGGUGUACCAUUGCUCAGUAUGAUCACUUUAUAAUACUUUUGUCUAUACUAUCAAACCCUUUUCAAACUAAGUUAAAAAAUGAACAAUUAGAGCCAGUACUCAUGCCAUCCCAUGCCUUUGAAUGCUUAACCACAAUUAAGAAAUUAGGAUUAACCUACAGACCCAUGCAUUCAUUCCUUGGCCUUCCUUUGUUGAUUGUGGAUUCCCCCCUGCCAGCAUUAACCAUGGUUAAGCUUAACAUUGGGACCAGUGUUAACUAUGUUUGAAGCUAGCCAUGAUAUUUUCUUAACCAGGUUUCUUAAUAGUUUUUUUAAUGUUUAUAUAUACUUUAAUUAAUUUGACAUUUUAAAACAAAUUUGUACAUGGGUUAUGUAUAUCAUAAGGCCACAUAGAAUAUUACACAACAUCAACAAACUAUGAAACACAUUAAAAUGAAAUCCACAUAGAGGUUUACAAAGCAAGGGAAGAUUCAGGCAGCACUGCUCCCCUCAUAAAUUGGUAUAAAAAUAUAACUGCCAUCCUUUACAAGAAAAUAUUGCCAUUCAGGAAUUAAUUUGUUUCCAGAGGGGCUGGCAUGGGUGCUCAAAGUCUUUUAUGAAUAUCCCAAGCCUCUGGAUUUGCUUUCAGUCCAUUUACAUGAUGUGGACACAUGCCUUGCUCUUAGGGGUGCACACAACUUUCCCAGGCCUCUGUGUCAAAGAAAGGAAGGACCCGGUUCACUCUUCUGUUAUUUAAAAAGCAAUGCCUUUCCUCAGUGCUUUUCCCCCCUAAAAAAUUGCUUAGGGGUACUCAUAUUUUCCUACUCAUAUUGAAAUACUGCCCCUCAAUGAGGCCAAACUUAGAUUCACAAAAUGUUUAGGGGUAUGCAUACCCCAGCGUACCCCCAGAAAAAAGCAUUGCCUUUCCUCAUGAAUGCUAGUCGAAAAAUGGAACAUCAGCCUGGAAAUGCCUUGUAAUUAACAUUGAGUAUGUAGGGGUGGGAUCCAUCUUGGACACAGGCUAUCUUAUUGAGCCCAUCUCAGAUUCCAUUGUUUGGGUGAGUUUCCUUGCAAGUAUUUGUUGUGAACUGCUGUUGGAAAUAGUAAAAUUAAUAAUUUCAGAAGUGUAACUUAUGAGUAGGACAAAGAUAUGUUAAAUCAUGGAAACAGCAUUAAAUUGUAAGGCUAUAACUCAUUCUUUGUUAUUUCCUAGGUGGUAAAACAGGCACUGGAGUAAUAGUGGUUAAUCUAUUAGAUGAGAACGACAAUUUCCCAGUGAUUCCCAAGAGAGAGUACAUAAUUUGCAGAGACAGACAACCAGUUUGCCUUACUGCUGUGGAUGCUGAUUUACCUGAACAUGGAGCCCCUUUCAGUUUUUCUCUUCCUGACCGCAUGAUCCCACAGUGGAAAUUGACACAACAUGAUGGUGUGUGUUGCAUUCCUAAAUUUCUUGCAUCUGCAGUAAUUAAUGAUUUUGAAAUAAUGCUCGUCACUGAGUUGUGUUUUUGUUUCGUUUUUGGCAGAGAACUCUGCAUACCUGGUACCAGCAGAGAAUUUGCCAUUUGGCGCUUACGAGAUCCCUGUGAUGGUAACUGAUCGUGCAGGCAAAGGUGGAAUCACUGAAGUUCGUGUAAUUAUGUGUGAUUGCACCACCCCUAGUGAUUGCCGUUACUGGCCACGGGUGGGGCCACCGGUUGCACGUCAGACUCCUAAUGUGACUCUUGGUCUUUGGGCCAUCCUUGCAUUGAUUGGGGGAUCCUUGUUGCUAUUAUGUAAGUAUGUUAUAUAUGAAAUCUAGAAUUCAAGCAAUUGACAUUUGGGAAGGUGGAGCAGGGGGCUGGGGUCCCUUUGCCUAAUUAUUUCCUUCCAGCUCAUAUGGUUUCCACUGGAUAAAAUUGUGCAUUUAAAUGAUUUUUAGACAUCCAGUGGAUUAUCUGGCUACUCUUGGCUUUUGCUUCUGAUAUGUACAGUACUGUGCCUUGAUUUUAACUAGAGAGAAGUGCUGAAACUUGUUCUGAUUCUUAAAAUACUGCAGUGGUUUGUGGUGGUUGCUUUUGAAUAGUAAAAAAAAAGAAAUAUAUUGUAUUUUCUAAGUAUUUAAACUGCAUUUUAUGGCAAGGUGACUUAUAUCAGUGUCAAUUGCAAUUAAACCAGUGCACUACUGAAUAUGGACUGGGUGAGGUAGAUUUUCAGGGAAGUACUCACUGUCAUAGCCAGGCCCUUGGGCAAGACACCCUCCCUUCAUUCCCCUGCUCAGUGAGGCUGCUUCAUGUUGGUAGGUCCACCCUUGCCGGAGGGUGGGCUCUUGGCAAGUAUCCAGUCCUGUCAACCUUUGAUGCCAGUUCUGUUAGUAUUUAACCAAUGCAUUAUUUGACUUGCUCAUUUACUCUAACAGAGUGAUUGGCACUUCUGUGUCUUUCUUACACAUACUGCUUAGGAGCAAGUUCAACUGAAACUGGUCUGGAGCUUUCUUGGAAGCAAAUAUAUAUAUAUUAUGUCUAAGUAGCUGGUUUUUGUGAUGGUACUCACUGGUAUGGAGUACUGCCACACCUCUUUUUUGCUGUCCGUGGCAGACAUGAACCCGCAACACUUUUAUCAAGUUAUGAAUACCAGCACCUCACUUUUUACCCCAAAACACUGGGUCUGAGCAUUCAUAAAGAAAACCUGUGUGGAUUGUAGUUAAGAGUGCUGAACUUAGAUUGGUGAGACCCAAGUUCAAAUCCCCAAUCAUCCACUGAGGGAUUGCUAGGUCACUUUGGGCCACUGAUUUUCUAUUCUCUUUUAAACUAUCUCAUGAGCCUAUUGUGUGGAUGAAUGUGGGGGGAGGGCAUAGACUGCUGAUGAUGCCAUCUUGGAGGAAGAGGGUGGUAAAAAUAUUGUUAAGAAAUAAAAGGCUAAUAAUAAUAUGUAGAUGCCCUGAUGCCUUAUUGUAUCUGAUUCUUUUUCCUCUCCCCAUCCGCUUUUCCAGUAAUCCUGAUAACACUUUGCGGCUGUUGUGGCGCUGCACCUGUGAGUAGCAGUAAGCAUGUGUGUGAUGAUUUAGCUAAUCAGAACUUGAUCAUUUCAAACACUGAAGCACCUGGUGAAGAAGUAAUGGUAAGUUGUUUUAUCUGCUCAUUAUUUCUUGGGCAAUAGGUGCCACACACACACACACACACACACACACACACACACACACGGCUUCAGAGCAAGUGGAAGGAGGGGGAGGGAACUUGAUUUGAGAAAGUGAAAAGAUUUUAAUAUUGUUUAAAUGCUGAAGCAGAGAGGGCUAGAUGGGAACAGAUCUGAGAGUGAAGGCAUUCUAACUAUGUGGAAUGACAAGACAUAACAAAAUAUAUGUUGCGUUAAACAACUUUUUUUAAAAAACAAAAACUGGCCUUGCACUGGUAUUCUAUCAGCCUCCUGGCUGCUAUUUACCCCUAAAGAUGAUGUCACAAUCCUAGGGAACAAAUAGUAAUGGGGAAGACAGUUUUUGGCAUUGGAUUCCCAAUCUGUACUGGGAAAGCAGCACUGCACCAGGACUGCCUCACGUUCGAAAUUAAAUGCCACCAAUAUACAUGCUUUUCAAAAGCUAUUAGUUUGGCUUUUAAGGGAGAUAAAGAAGGAGAAUGGGACAAAAGCAGAGACUAUAUAUAAGGUGCUGGGGGAAAAUAUUAGUUGUAUUUUGAAUGCUGGAAUUAAUAUAAAUCCCAUGGUAUCUCAGCCAAUUAAUCUCAAGAAUAAAAAAUAGGGGUAACGUAUUGCUGAUUACUGUGUUAAUUUUUAAAUCAGAGUUUAAGUUCAUAUAUACACCACAGUGUAUAGUGGAUUCUUAUUCUUAUAGUAGAUGGUAAUAAGCCUUUGACACUUUAUUCUUAACUAGCUUGGAUGAGAGAACUGAACUUCGCUAAAUGUUACAUCAUGCACACAAGUAUAGAAUAUUAAGUGUAUUUAGUAUUAGCUACCAUCUUUGCUUUAAGGAAAGCUGCUUAUUAUUUCAGUUAAAAGUAUUUUAAUGGCUCAAGCUAAGAAAAUGAGACACUGAACAGUUCAAGUUUUCUUUAUGCACAUACACCCAUUUAACAGGUCAGGUUGAGCUGCACUUUCUAGGCUAAGGUUAUUUGAGUCAUUUCCUUUUCUGAGUGUUCAUCCUCCACUGGGGAAAUAGUUAUGAUAUUUUGCAGUGGGUAACAGACAACAAUUACUCCAAUCCUGAACAUCUGUGUGUGUAGGGAGGACUUCAGAGUUGGGGUAUUUUGAAUUCCAUUUAUCCCAGGGCCACAGAAGUUGCCUAUCUCUGUCACAAAUGUAAGUGGAGGAGGAUAAACAGGAGCUAUUACUUGAUGUUAAGCAAAAUCAGGGAUAGUUAAUUGGAUUGGCUUCCAUUGUAUACCUACUGGAAAGACUGAAUACCCAGCAGGGAAUACAGAAAUCCAAAUGGCAUUCCUUGUUCUCAUGGUUUCUCAUAAUGUCCAAUUCCUUCUUCCCAAGCACCCUAAUGUAUUUCUUUUGCUGUUUCUUCUUUUCUUUUUAGGACCCCAAUAUACUUCCUGUGAAAACAGGAAACAUGGUUACUUAUGAUCAAGGAACUCUUGGAGUGAAAACUGGAGGACAGGAAAGCUUUGAGAUGGUCAAGGGACACCAGACACUGGAAUCAGUCAAGGGCGGAGGACACCACACCUUAGACUCUGUUAAAAUGGGGCAUCAGACAUUAGAAAGAGGAGGAUAUGGACAAUCUGCGAUGGAUGCAUAUAGAUACAAUUAUUCAGAAUGGCAAAAUUUUACACACCCUCGACUAACUGAGGUAAGCACUGUUAAACAUACUUUUAUUCAGAGCUCACGUCUUCUUAGCUGGAUAUAAUAUUAAUGGCCUGCAACUAUAGGUGAUAUUUUCUGAGCAAAUGUUUAGGAUUUACUUUGAAAUCACCCUGCAGCUUGGAAUGUGAAAAGCAAUCCUUUAGUUUUAGUGUUUGGAUUUAGAAAAGGUAACCUGACCAGGUAUUUGUUUCGUAUAUCUGUGUUGUUUUAACUUGUUUUUCCUGUAGUGAUUCUCUCCUGCUUUGACCUCAUCUCUCAUUACUCCUCCAGUAUUGACCACGUUUGAUAGUAAUGGCUGUAAUGUCGCCCAAGAAACUGUAUAUGUUAUGAACUGGGCUCCUAAAUCUGAGCCUGCCCUGUAAUAAGCAAUAUAUAACUAGGGUGUCCCCACCCCCAAUUUAUCUGAACAUUGUUUUUUUAAAAACUGAUAAGGAAGUUCAUUGCAUUUGAUUAUUACGUAUGUGAUCAGUAGGUCUGAUUUUGUUAAAUUCGUCAUAGAAUGAAUGAUAUAGACCAAUCAUGUGCAUUUUUUGUAUAUAGGAACCCAUUAGAGGACACACUCUGAUUAAAAAUUAAACAUUGAAAGGUAAAUCCACGAAAUCAUUUUUAUGUCAUGUUCAGGUUAGUUUAAGAAAACAAGUAACACCCAGUUUUCCCCCCCUAUGCAGAAGGUAUAUCUCUGUGGACAGGAUGAAGAGCAUAAGCAUUCCGAAGACUAUGUCCUUUCAUAUAAUUAUGAAGGAAGAGGAUCGUUGGCUGGCUCUGUAGGCUGCUGCACUGAUCAGCAAGAUGAAGAGGCGCUUGACUUUUUAGAUCAGCUGGAACCAAAGUUUAGGACAUUAGCAGAAACCUGUAUAAAGAGAUAAAUGUGCUGACAACAAUGCAGAGAAUUAUCGCCCUUUCCACAGGAUAACAACUUGAAUACAAAAUAUUUUUAUGUCUCUCUCUCCCCCCCACACUUUUCUCGUGGGAAUAGUUAAUCAGAAGACAUUCUGACAUUAGGUUUGUCAGUAUCAAACUUUCUGUUCUUAAACCUCUGGAUACUCUGUGCUAUUUGACCUACCUACAUGUGUACUGCCUUAGAUUUACACCAAAAAGUAUUUUUUUUAAACCAAAUGUACAGUCAAUAUUGUAGUCACAUAACUUUUCAAAAUAGCAACAGAGUUUCUAGUGUUCUCUGCAUCUACCGUUACAGGGAGGCAAAAUGCAUUCUUUAUCAUUUUAAGAACUGAGCUUCAAAAAUUUCUGGCUGUUUGGGUCUGGGUUAUAGCAAGCAUGGUUUGAUUCAUAUGAAUCUUUCCUUUAGUUUUAUAGAAAUAAACGCUAAAUACUAUUGCUGAAUGUUAAAAUAGUUAUUCAUUUCUUACAUUCUUAAGAAAAACAGGGUUUCUAAGUAUUUUUUAAAAUGGGAUCUGUAACAAAAUUUGCAGCCAGCCAUGACCUUUUCUAGAAUACUCCAUACCCCCCCUACAGUCCCAGUUCCCCCAAAACACAGCUUAUUGUGGCUACUGAGCAGGCAUGCAUUGGGCCGAUUUGAUUCUCCCUCUACAUUUUUCUUUUUAAGCAUAUUCACUAACCUGAUGAGUACCUCCUCCUUGAGUAUGGACAGUGUUGCUUUGAUUAUGUAAUGAUUGAUACUCAGAGAAUGCAUUCAUUAUUAGCAGGGCUUUUUUUCAUCCUGAACUCGCCAGAAUUCAGUUCUGCCACCUCUCAGGUGGGCGCCAUUGCCAUUCUAUGAGAAUGAGGGAGGUGUUCGUGGUGUGUUCCGGCACCUCUUUUUCUAGAAAAAUAGCACUGAUUAUUAGCAUAUAUGUAUUGGCAGAGGGGAGCUGGCCCUGCGAACACUAAUAUUGCUUUAGCAUACAUGAAUGGAGCACAGUGGUAGUGAGGUCAUUCCGUGCAGGUGCACUGGCAAAGCUCACCUGGCACAGCUCCAACCUCACCAGCUGCAGUGAUACUGGUGUUGAGAGGGCUACGCUGUAUGGACUGCUAGGUGAGUUUAAUUAGGCCAAAGCUCCUAAAUUAGUAAAUAGAGAUGGAAGAGAGUGAAAUGUUUUAAUGUAUAUAUGUACACAUUUUUCUUUGUACUGAAGUUUUGUGUUCACCAAAUCUGACAGCAAUAGUUUGUAUGUUCAAAUCCACUGGAGGAAUAAGUAUAGAAAUUAAAAUGUGACAUUGAAAACAUUUGCCAAGUCCACCCAAAAGACUUUAGAUUAAUUCAAAGUAUAAUACUUGUAUUUGCCACUCUAAUACAGCUGAGUGUUAAAAUACUACGAAAGGAACUGGAGAAAAUUGCUGGUAUUCAGGCACUACUUAUUGUUGACUCCUCCCAUCUCAGGAAAAUUGGGGAACUGAACUUGGAGCAACAAAGGUAUGAUCUGUGCUGAUUCUGUGUUAUCACGUAGUGACUGGUGCUUUGCAUUUAACAUGCAUGAAUGUGCCUAUUGUAUACGGUUCUGAUGGAAUAAACGUUGACUGAUCUUUUUAAUACAUCUGUAUACAUACAGUUUGUUUAGGAAUUCAAGAGAAAUGUAUUGGAAAUUUUGAAUUGUAAAUAAAGGGAAGGAGGUGUGCUGUAGCUGCUGUUUUGAUGUUACACAUCAUAGUCUUCUCUUUAAUCAAGUGGAUUUAAAGAUAUGCAUUUAAAAAACUGAUUUUAAAAAAGCAUAAAAAAGAUGUUGUUUCUUUGCUAGAAAUUAAUUGACCUAAAAUGAAAGGCUUUUAUUCUCAACAAGUUGGUAUUUUAGGCUUUUCUUUUGUGCUUUAUUAUGCUCAUGUCAGUGCCAUUGAGCAGAGAAUAACGAGUUUGAUUCUUCUGGUGCACUAAGGAUCUUAAACACUGAAGAUCCUGUUACUUUGGUGAAAUUGGUAUAUAGUCUAUUUUAAAUAGGUUUUUUUCCUAGUACAUCUCAUAUUAGUCUUCACGCCUUUUCUGCAAUAGACAUAUUUCUUUAGAUCUGCAGAAUCCAGAGAAGAUAUUUAAAAUGUUGCAAAGCAUUACAAGGCCUUAACUUACCAAUAAUAUAGCUUUUAGGUUCAGGGUAUUUUCAGGGGUUGGGUUUCUAAUGCACAGGCUUCUGAAGUCACUUCUUCACACUUAACACUCACUGGCUUACAUGGGUGUGUUAUUAAAAAACAGGCCCUACUUUGAACAUCAGAGCCCUUAACCAGUUUAUAAUCAUGAUGAAGUCUCAUUGAAAUAAUUGGGAUUUAAUUUACACAUGAGUACCUUCUUGCAUUUGCUUUAGUGGGACAUGGAUGUCUGAUUAACCUGAGGUAGAUUGUAGCCCCCAUACAAAAGACAAAGCAAAAGAAGUAAAAACUGAUGGAACAGAAAGAAGAUGAAUGAAUGGGCUGUAUCAAAUACUACAUUCUUGGUAUUUUUUUCUGGCAAUAAUAAUAUAAAAAGAAAAUGGAGAAAUCAUGGGUUUUGUGGUUUACUUUUAAGCUUUGAGAAAAAGUAAAAACAGAAAUACAGGCUUCUCUGUUUGGUAUAUGAAUUAUUUGGAGUGUAAGAUACAAUGUAUAAAGCAAAAUCUAAGAGCAAAUUAAGUAUAUAGUAUUCUGAACUACUUCUGCUAAAUUGCAAGCUUGCAAAAGUAGCAGCUACGCCUUAUUGAGUAAGAGUUUUUGUAUGUCGGGCUAGCUUACCCAUCAGUUUAAAUCUGCCAAAGUAAUGUUGCAAUGUUAAUGGGUGUUGCACUGAGUCACAACAGCUAUAAAUCUGAUGCAGGGGCUUUUGCUGAAAAGAAAACACAGUAUGGCAUAAAAGUACUAACUGAUGACCUAUCACAGAAGGUUUCAGUUCAGCUCUUUCCCCUCAUUUGUGUAACAUUUAAACAUCUAAGAAGAACCUGUUCAAAGUUAUUGGAGAAGAUGGAAGUCUCCAGAAGAAUACUUUACUUUGAGAAGUUUUCUGUGGUUUUAAAAUGGAGACCGGCUUUGGGUCCCUAAUUUGUCACUAUCCACCCCCCACUAAUCCUGAGUUGUGUCAGUGACUGUAUUUAUUGAAACCAAGGUAGUCUUACAAAUCUAUUUUGUUUUUUAAAACAAUAUAAAUUGCAAAAAGCCAAUUGCAGUAUAAACUAAGAAAAAUGUUGCUAUUUCUAUUGGUUUUCUUCUAAAUACAAAACGCCAUGAAAUAAAAUAUGAACUCCAAUCAUACACUAUAUUUUCUGUUUCCUUAAUUUAGUUCAUGUUUAUAAAAGGAACUCUAGAAUCAUAGUGUUGGAAGGGACCACAAUGGUCAUCUUGUACAACUUCCUGAAAUGCAGGAAUCUUUUUGCCCAGUGUGGGGCUCAAACCCAUGAUUCUGAGGUUAAGAGUCUGAUGCUCUACCAACUAAGCUAUCUCUCUCUGACGAAGAGUGCAAUCUUAAGUGGGGAAUGAAGUAGUGGAUGAUAUGCCACUAGCAAACCUUUGCUGGUUUGUGCUGUUGGGCAGGGGUCGGGUGUAGAUUAUCUAUCUGCACUCACAUGUCCUGACCUUCUCAAGGCAGUGGAUCUGGGGUUAGGAUUGCUUUGAGCAGUUGGAAGUGAGAUGUGCCUAGUUAAAAGCUUAACUUACCUGUAAAUUUACUAAAUGACCUGAGGCAACCCAAUAUCUCUCAGAUCCCUAGAUUACAACUGGUGGGCUAAUAGUGCCCUCCAUAUUAAUGCUGACGCACUCUGUGUAAAGUCCUUUGAGCGCUGAGGCAAAGUGCUGUAAAGUAAUGCAACAUAUUAAUAGGUAAUUGUUUUUAGCAUUUUGCACUGGGUUAUUUCCUCUGCCUCUUCAACCAGUUACUCCCUAUUUGCUUGCUCUGCUUUUGGGUACAAACUAUUAGAAUCCCAAAGAUGACAAGUAUCUGUUUAAAUUUAACAAAGCAUUAAUUUAACUAUGUUAUUUGUAAUGUUUCUUUGUUACUACGGUGUGCAAAUACGGUGCCUUUCCUAGCUGCAUCUGUUUAUCAAAGAGUCUUGGAGGACCAAUAAUGGUGGAUAAGCCUCUCUAAAAGUCAGGGUGUCAACCACUAUCCAUCUUCCAUUGCAGUGUGCAGCUCAAAUGGAGCAUAACAGACCUUGUUUGCAUCCUACAUGAAUCACGUGUACCCUAGAAUGUGGCCAAAUACUUCUUUAAACUGCAUCAAGGUUCUGUGGCAGUCUGCUUGAUAUGGAAAGGCUGCCUGACAGCAGAAAUUGUGAGAACCCCUGUACCAGGCAAUCCACAGAAUUAUAAAAUUUGCUGGCCUGUAGAGAUAAAAAUGUAAAAUAACAUAUGAUUGUCAUGUAAAGUUGAGAGAUUUGUAUUUAUAACUUUACAGGCUAUAGGUGUAUAUCAUCUUUUAUGUUCUUUAACUCACCAACAAAAUGCUUUGACUCAAAAUGAAAAAUGAUUUGCUCUCCCCAAUGACGUUCUUCUCAAGAACUGCCUCAUUGUGUAAACAUCUUGUUUAAUUUCGUAUCUUAAAUACAUUUUGUACAAGAGUAAUAAAGUUGCUUUUAUUUCAAAAUCAAA